This is a messenger RNA of Eutrema salsugineum, 273 nucleotides long. RefSeq lists its product as uncharacterized. NCBI's taxonomy places the organism in Eukaryota, Viridiplantae, Streptophyta, Magnoliopsida, Brassicales, Brassicaceae. The record is from RefSeq and is a predicted model, not a curated record.
ACCAUUAAACAAAAAAAUGUCUACGUGGACGGAAAUGUUGGCGAACGCUGCAAUGUUUGUGAGAAUCCAAGCUUUAGCGUUUCUGAUAAUCUCCACUUCCUCCGACAUAUUCUCAUCCAAGAAGAAGACAAAGGCAACAUUUAGAUUCAAACUCUCUAGUUCCAUCAGCAUUUCCCAUUUACUUGCUUUGAUCUCCUCUCAUAAAGGCUCAAUUGAUUUCUGUUUGCAUGAACAAUUCUUUGUAUUUUCAAAACCUUGACUUGCCCCACAAAA